CGGUGGUGGUCCCGCGGGAUAGCGAGCGAGAGAUAGACCCGAGAACACCAAACAAAGCAGUGUGAAAGUGUGAAAAAGUCAUUAAUUUCCUGUCCGGAAGUCCGCGGCAAGUGUGACCUGGUUCGGUAGUUGAUUCGCCAGAAUUCCCCAUACGGCGAAUGUGAUGAUGGUUGUGGACAAAAAAGAUUCAGUAUAAAAAAACCGCCAGUCCCAGUAGGCUAUGGUCAUAAAAAAACAAAAUCCGCUAGGGUGCAAUCAACGAAAAGGAUGUAGAGACCCGUGGUUUAAAGUGGCAUAGGUGAUAAAUAAACAUCAUAAAUCGACUCGGAUUUACCAGCCCACAUAUGCGAGUGAUAAAUAUAAACAAAGCAUCCAGAAUUGGCAAUUUUUAUACCGAAAUAUUACGUACCCAAAGUGGGUAGUCUCAAGGAAAAUGAAUAUAUACAGAUUUAUUUGCUGUUGCAUGAUUGUCGGAAUAGUUUCUACCGUUGGAUCAACGGCGGCGGAUCAAUCGACCAAGGAACGGAUAAGGAUCCACAAAGAAUGGCUGGAGAAGCGUGCAGCCAGUCGCUUCAGUGGCAAUUCCAGCAGCACUCUGAAAACAACUUUACUGAGGAAGUUAAUCAAAUUCAAGAACGAACAUGAACCGUUAUCAGAGAACGACAUUUCCUUUGUGCCACACUUCAGUCAACCAAACAGCGGCAACAAUAAACCAUCCAAAAGUGUUGCCGGCUCUCAAUCCAGCGUCGACGACACCGUGCAGGACAAUGAGUACGGAAUCAGCCGCGCCGAACCGGCUGGAAGUGUAACUGUAGAACCGGAGAAGAUUGAUCCAAACGAAUCGGAUAGAAAUCCGUCUGAACCAACGGUCGCUAGUGUUUUGGGCAACGUUCAGCCACCCUCGCCACAGUCGAGAAUAUUGGACCAUCACUCAGCAGGCUUGGAAACAUCCAACGAGAUACGGAUGGUGACACCUGUUUCUGUUGCUCCGUCGGUGGUAGAGCAACAGUUGCAGCAGCAAAAUGAACCGGUAACUGAAACGAAUGGAUCCGGUGGAGUCGGUGAACAGAAUCGCAUAAAUGAUAAUUUGCCAGCGAAUGCUAAUGUAAGUGCCAGUUAUACGCUGAAUAACAGCAUCAUUGGAAGCACCGCAGGAAGGAAACCCGAACGAUAUCCUACCGUAAUUAAUAAUGAAACCACAGACGAUGAGAGUAAUGCGUCUUUCCUGGACGGUCUUGGCCCAAUGGUCGCUUCAUCAACGCCCGUGCUGCCCGUCGAGAAGAAGGAUCAAGUAGACGAACAGCAGCAAGCAGCGAAUGUGACCGUUCGGAAUAUUUUCGGUUCCUGGAGUAAUUGGACUGCCUGUUCCCGGUCCUGCGGCGGUGGUGUCAAAUCACAGCAACGGAAAUGCUGGCGACGAGAAUACAUAAACGGGAAAAAGAGCCCCAAGACAGCAGUUGAAAGCCGCGAUUGUAUUGGUAUCGUAAAACGUUAUCAUCUGUGCAAUGAACAGCAAUGCCCAGAUCCUGCUGGGGAUUUUCGUGAACAACAAUGCACAAGCUUUAACAAUCAAACCUUUCAGGACAAACGCUACAUCUGGGAGGCAUUUAUCAAAGAUGAUGCUGAAUGUGAGCUGAACUGUAAACCAAUCGGCAUGCGUUACUUUGCGACGUUGAAUAAAACCGUCAUCGAUGGAACGUCGUGCACCAAACCGACCGAGUACUUCCGGCGUAACAACAGCGGCAGGGGCAUCUGCGUGGAGGGUAUUUGCAAGGCUGUUCACAACAGUGGCGUGAUAUCCGGCACGUUUAUGAAUAAUGGCGCUGUGCGGUGUGGCACCUCGGCAGUUUGCCGGCCCGUUUCCGCUAUCUACACCAAGAGCCAGCAGGUCAACGGAUACGUUCACGUGGCCACGAUUCCGGCCGGGGCGUACAAUGUCACCGUAACCGAGCUGCAAAACAGUCAAAACUAUCUUGCUCUCAAACCGGUCGACAAUGAACGAUUUAUCAUAAACGGUGACUACACAAUUUCACUGAGUGGAUUCUACCAGGGCGCUGGGACUAUGUUCGAAUAUCGUCGGGUAGACGGUCUGAACAAUAGCUCUACCAGUAGUUUCCGCAAAAUCGAAGGCGUCACCGAGUGGAUCACAGCUCCGGGACCGCUACUGGAACCGAUUCAACUAUAUCUGCUUUCGCAACAGCCGAAUCCUGGUAUCAAGUAUGAGUAUCUUAUGCCGAUCAAUACCAACUCAAUCGGAGAGCAAAGCUCCAGCGAGGAUAAUAGAAUCGAUGGUAUUUCCAACGAAAUCUCCGAGAAAGCAAGCAUCCGCGUACCGAAGCACCGAACGAUCAUGAAUUCUACGAUUCCUUCCAGUACUACGAAACCUCUACGGAAACGCAAAUUUCUCUGGAAAGUGGUUGGAUUUAGUGCCUGUAGCAAGUCCUGCGGUGGAGGAUUACAACAGCCGAUCAUAAAAUGUGUCCGCGAAGCCCCAACCCGGGUAUUUUCUCCGAAACGAUGUGCACAUCUAAUUCAACCGGUUUUAAACGAAAACUUACUUCGUUGCAAUACACAACCGUGUCCAGCUUACUGGAAACUGUCCGAAUGGAGUGACUGCAAUUGCGAAGAAAAACUAGGUGACAAAGAGGCUUUCAAAAGCCGCGAGGUAAAAUGUGUCCAGGAGCUUAUAUCCGGCAUAGUUAUUCAAGUCAACAGUGGAGCUUGCAUGGAAGAACAACCCCCGGCAGCGGAACAGUGUGAAUGUGCCAAGCACUCCAAGCUCGCAUCGGUUGAAUCCAACAAACAAAAACCGACUGUCAUAAACCACCAUCAUAGCCAUAACCAUCAUCACCACCACAUCAGCCAUAGCACACAGAACGAUAUGCAGUUGACAAACGGUUACGGAAGACAGAACUUGGAUGCCAGUCGGAUCAGUCAGAAGGUUGAGCCCAAGAAAUCCGGAGUAUGGUUGACCGCCAACUGGAGUGAUCGUUGUUCGGCUACUUGCGGUGUGGGACUUCAAACCAGAUCCAUAUUUUGCGAUCGAAGUACGUCGACCAAAGCGGAACGGUGUGAUUUACGGUUCACUCCUGAUACCACCAGAGAAUGCACCAGCGAUCGUGCAUGCGAAUACGGCGAGUGGUUCACCGGUCCGUGGGGAUUAUGCUCCGGAGAUUGCUUCAAUCUGACCAAAUCACGAACUGUCAUCUGCAUCCGUAACGACAACUUUGUACCCGAUGCCGAAUGCGACGAAAGCGAACGUCCCAUUUCGAUCGAACCUUGUGACAUCGAAACGAUCAGCGAUUGUAAACCCAGGUGGCACUAUUCGGAAUGGACCGAGUGUACCAAACCAUGUGACGGUGGCAAUCAGCGACGUAUCGUCAAAUGUCUCGAAUUCAAUCUGCAGGAAAAGGUAAUGCAAGAAUCUGCUAGCUGCCGGUAUGCGGAUCGUCCGGAAGCGUUCCACGUUUGCAACGAAGAACCAUGUCCGUCGACUACGGCUGCCAGUACCACUGCAGCCGCUUCCAUGGAACCGUACGUCGAUCCACGGGAGGAUAUUGUUCAGAACGAUGCCGGCUGUCGGGACGAUUUCCCGAACUGCAGUAUCGUUCUGAAAGCGAAACUGUGCAGCUAUGCGUACUACAGCCAAGCUUGCUGUCAAACAUGCCGAAAUCGAUCGAACGAACUGUAUUAGGUGGAUUCUACACACCACAAAGAAAGUGGCCAGAGAAAAUACUAGUGAAUUGUAGCGAUUGCAUUGAGUUUAAAGUUAUUACUGCCCUUAGCUGAUAGGAACCCAGCCUACCGAGAAGCAAAUGGAUUUAGUUUUUACAAUGCUCUUUUCAAUGUCAGUUCACUUUCCAGAUUUUUGUUUAACAAAUCUCGCAAACUUAGAAGAAUCAAAACGCAGUGCAUUUACCGUUUUUUGAAGAUGAAUAUUUAAGUAUUUAACAUUAGUUCAAGGAAAUAUUAAGUGAGGUGCCGAAAUGACUGUGACGAUUUCAAGCAAAUGCCACAACCGAUAUAAAAAAAUUACGUGUGAAGUUCAAUAUUUUCAUGUUUUCCCACACUCGCAAUGUCAAGCAAAACAAGUUGUAUUAAAGUGACUAAAAUAACAAAAAGACAUCUCCCAUCUGGAACUCGAUUUCAGCUGCAUACAUUUAUGUGGAGUUGAAAUCCCAGGUGAAGCAUAUCGUCUCUCUGUUAAAUGUCCCAGGAUAGCCCAAACCUAGACUAUUUCCAGCACUGGAACAAAAUCAAACCGUCACUCUCACCGUAGUGCGUAAGUGCCAUUUAAGAAGUGUAAUUUUCAAUCCAUAAAAUGCCAUACAAAAACUCAUUGUAAACUUUCUCAUGGCGUUCCGUAUGGUAAUUAUACGAUAAGAAAGGGAAACUUUAGCCAAAAGAUGCGUACAGAUAAGAACAACAACAUAGGUUUGUGGAAGCUGCUUCGAUAGCGGAGUAUCGCUCGUAAUUGAAGAAAUCUCAAAUUUAUGAUGUAUUGAUGCUAUAAUAUUACAAACAAACUGUUGAUAGAAGAAGAAAUAUUGCAAAAGUUGAUUGAUCAAUGCAUUUGAAUAAACUACUUAAAUUAACAAUAA
Molecule: messenger RNA, 4601 nt
Organism: Malaya genurostris
Lineage: Eukaryota; Metazoa; Arthropoda; Insecta; Diptera; Culicidae
Gene: loh
Product: A disintegrin and metalloproteinase with thrombospondin motifs 7
Exons: 11
Coding region: 434-3694 (1086 amino acids)
Biological process (GO): extracellular matrix organization
Cellular component (GO): extracellular matrix
Molecular function (GO): metalloendopeptidase activity
Source: RefSeq, a predicted model, not a curated record